Molecule: messenger RNA, 3659 nt
Organism: Hippoglossus stenolepis (Pacific halibut)
Lineage: Eukaryota; Metazoa; Chordata; Actinopteri; Pleuronectiformes; Pleuronectidae
Product: poly(A) polymerase beta
Exons: 18
Coding region: 1091-3394 (767 amino acids)
Cellular component (GO): nucleus
Molecular function (GO): RNA binding; poly(A) RNA polymerase activity
Source: RefSeq, a predicted model, not a curated record
UUGGAGGAAAGGUGACAUCAAUUUGAAGGUAUAUACAGUAGAUUUAUUAUCUUUCUAUCUCUGAUUUGAUUCCAAUAAAACAAAAUUCCGUCACCAAAGUAAUAACUCGUGUUUUGGGAAGCCUGUUCAUUCGUCUCUCUUGCUGAGCAUUAAAUGAGUAGAUUGACCCCACUCACACAUCUGAUGGGUAAAUAAGUCUACUGUCAGGCUUAGAUUUGUAUAACUUCCAGAAGCAGGUGGAAAACAUAGACCGUAUAUAAAGAGGGUCGACAUAACUGCUCCCCAAAAAGGAAGCCAAAGUCCCUCGUGGCUGCAGCAUAGGGCAUAAAUCUCCUCCACAGAGGGGACAUGGACCAAAAUAAAAAGUAAAAGUACAUGUGAAAUAAUUUUUUUUCUCACAGAUGGUUACUGUCAUUGUAGGUAGUUCUUAUCACACUGAUGUUUGUUCAAGUGCUCAUUCUUCUGGUAAGUUUGGUAAUUAGUUAUUUGAUGCUAUUAGAAUUAAAGUGAAACGUCACAAUUGACAGCGGCACAGGAAAAAGUCUGUUGUUGUUUUACUGCCUGGUUAAUGUGGGGUUUAUACGAUUUCAGGGAUGGGAAUAAAUAGUCAGGUUACUAAACUACUUGAAAUCCCUGCUCCAGCGAAAAAGAAACGUUUGUUUUACGAGGUUUUUGACUUAUUAGUUUGGUCCAUGUCAGACCCACUAACAUGGAGGAGGUGGAGUUUAUGACUUGUACUGCAGCCGGCCACCAGGUGACGAUAGAGACCCUUAGGAUUUACUUUGGGGCGCCGUCAUGUCGUCUGUCAGUACUUAGCGGACACUCUAGUGUUGGACUAAGGACAGACUGGAUCCUCCAUGGACUCGACAGUUCCAUUGUGCUAUAAUGAGACGGGGCUAGCUGGUUAGCAUGCUAACAUCAACGGAAGAACACAGGUGAUGCAAGAGUCAACAUGGUCGUUGUUCCCCUCCAGGGACCCGCCAUGUCUGAGUAGAGGGAGGAAGUUUGAUGCUGUUCAACUGAGAGCCAAUCAUCUGCAGUCCCAGAAAUUCCCCAACAUUACAGGAUCAGUGUUCCAAUCGGCACAGACAUGCUGCCAAAGGAGGACUGGAUCCAGACAAAUGAACUCAUUAAAAGUCUGAAGUCGCAUGAUGUCUUUGCGGAUGACGUGGAGCUGCAGCACAGAGAGACGGUUGUGAAAAGACUGAAUUCCCUCUUUAAGGAGUGGCUCCAAGACAUGUGUAUAGAAAUGAACGUACCUGAAAAUGUCACUGACAACGUCGGAUACAGGCUGCUGCCGUUCGGUUCCUAUGGCUUGGGAGCUUUCUCCAAAGGUGCUGAUAUUGAUGCUCUUUGUGUUGGGCCUGUAUUUCUGGACAGAACGGUCUUCUUCACCUCCUUCUUUGAGAAGAUCAAAGCCCAGGAGGAGGCCAAAGACAUACAGGCCAUCGGAAAAGCAUUUGUGCCGGUCAUCAAUUUGACAUUUGAUGGAAUUGAGGUUGAUUUAGUCUAUGCCCAGAUGCCACGGAGGUCUCUCAGUGACACACUCAACCUUCUUGACGACAUGUGGUUAAAGGAUAUGGAUAAAGCCUCCGCCAGGAGUCUCAAUGGUUACAGAGUCACAGAGGAAAUCCUCCGUCUUGUGCCGAACGUCUCAAACUUCAGGCUCGCUCUGAUAGCCAUCAAGCUGUGGGCCAAAAGACGCAACAUUUACUCUAGCAAGCUGGGCUUCUUGGGUGGGGUAUCCUGGGCCAUUCUGGUAGCCAGAAUUUGCCAGUUUAAUCCAAACAUGACAGCAUCCAGCCUGGUGAUGAAGUUCUUCAGGGUCUACUCCAUGUGGGAGUGGCCUAUCCCUAUUCGUCUGAGGGUAGUGCAGGACCUCAACUACAACCUUCCUUUCUGGGAUUCCAUGUGUAACAGACGUGAUCAUUACCACUUGAUGCCGAUCCUCACGCCGGCAUACCCCCAGCAGAACACAGCGUUCAAUGUGUCUCUCUCCUCGCUGGCCAUCCUGGUCGAAGAGUUCAAUCGGGGCCACACUAUCGUCCAGGAAAUACAGCAGCACAAAGCCGACUGGUUCAAACUCUUUGAAACACCACAUUUUAUGGACAAGUACUGGGAUUACCUUCAGGUGGAAGCAACUUCUGCUACAGAGGAGCAGCAUCUUGAUUGGGUCGGCCUGGUGGAGUCCAGGAUCAGACACCUGGUGGGAGCUCUCUGGAAACAUCAGUGCAUUACCUUGGCUCAUGUGAAUGUGCAGCCCUACUCUCCACCCGAGGAGGCUCUGAGCACAAAGUGGGUGAUUGGAUUUACCCUGACAGACGAGUACAAGAAGAUGAGGAACAAGAACGAUAUCGACCUGACCUGUGAAGUCCGCAACUUUACUGAUGCUGUCUACAACCUGGCAAAGACCAGUGGUGUGUUUCAGAAGGGAAUGGUCGUUUCAGUCAACUAUGAAAAGAGGGAGGCUGUUGCCAACAGUGCCAAUGUGCCGCCCUGCCACACAGCUGACAAGGAAUCCUCUGUAACAUCCAGACCCAGCAAAGCCCCUCCAGCCUCCACAGCUCCACAGGCCACAAAGAGACCUCGUUCUCCCUCACCUGGAACUUCAAGCAAGAAGUUCAGGCCUGAGGAGAAACAGGCUCAAGGGUUGAAACCCACCUGCACCAAAACCUCCACCACAGGUGACUUGACCACUAAGAGAAUUGUGAGACUGGUUAGCAGACCUGGCUUUUCAGCUCCCACAGCUCCACAGGCCACAAAGAGACCUCGUUCUCCCUCACCAGGAACUUCAAGCAAGAAGUUCAGGCCUGAGGAGAAACAGGCUCAAGGGUUGAAACCCACCUGCACCAAAACCUCCACCACAGGUGACUUGAACACUAAGAGAAUUGUGAGAGUGGUUAGCAGACCUGGCUUUUCAGCUCCCACAGCUCCACAGGCCACAAAGAGACCUCGUUCUCCCUCACCAGGAACUUCAAGUAAGAAGUUCAGGCCUGAGGAGAAACAGGCUCAAGGGUUGGAACCCACCUGCACCAAAAACACCACCACAGGUGACUUGACCACUAAGAGAAUUGUGAGACUGGUUAGCAGACCUGGCUUUUCAGCUCCCACAGCUCGACAGGCCACAAAGAGACCUCGUUCUCCCUCAGCUGAACCUUCGUCUAAGAAGUUCAAGCCUGAGGAGAAAGGCGUAAAAGAGGCGAAGACCACCUCCCUUGGAAAGUCCCCUGCAGGUAUCUCGCCCGGUGAGACACCAUCCAGGACUGUGAGCCCGCCAAGCGAGGACGGAGCUGGCACUCCUGAUAUCGAGAGCCCGGCCAAGACAUCGAAUAUCAAUCUGACUCCACCUCCUGACGAGCUGUCCGACCUGCCUAACGAACUCUCGCGGCCGUGAAAAUGUCAUCAUGUGAAAUCUCAUCAGGCAUCACUGAACAUGCCUGUCAGAAAAGAAAUCCCGGCCACGAAUGCAUCUUGCACAUUUGGAGCCAGAGUCUGUGCAGUAGCAUGGAGCUGCAGUAGCAAGCUCCCAGCGAUACGUGCGCUCCACCAAUCACGAGUAAAUCUCAUCUGUCAUUCAUGAUGUUUCAUACUGUUUUUAUAGCAUCAAAUUUGCUUUUGUAUACUUUGUAACUUGUCUUAAAAUAAAAUUAUAAACACGA